This is a messenger RNA of Exophiala aquamarina CBS 119918, 1044 nucleotides long. RefSeq lists its product as uncharacterized. The coding region runs from base 1 to 1044 and encodes 347 amino acids. Lineage: Eukaryota; Fungi; Ascomycota; Eurotiomycetes; Chaetothyriales; Herpotrichiellaceae. The record is from RefSeq and is a predicted model, not a curated record. The transcript has 2 exons.
AUGAGCAAAAUUUACGAAAUUGUAACGUUUAAAACCAUUGAUGGGGGCUUCAUUAGGGGUAGGCUCUACCCAGCAGCACAAAGAGGGCCUGCAGUGAUCCUUACGCCUGGGUACAAUGGGGUAGUGGUCAACUUCGCCCCUGGUGUACCAGAAGAAUUCCAAAAGGCAGGCAUCACUGCACUUGUCUAUGAUCCGCGAAACACAGGGAAAAGCGGUGGGUUCCCGCGCAACGAUAUCGAUCCUUUCAAACAAGCAGAGGACUACUCAGAUGCUUUCACUUUCCUGGCCAAACAGCCAAUAGUGAAUCCUGAAGCUAUCGUAUUCUGGGGCCUUUCUCUGUCAGCUGGUAUCGCAUUGUCGAAUGCAGCCAUCGACCGGAGAAUCGCUGCAGUUAUAGCAGUCGCACCUGUUUUCGAAUACAGCCCAAUCAAACCUUCAGAUGCGGCGAAGCUAAAGUUCAAGUUGAUGAAGGAUCGAGAAUCGCAAGUCAAUGAUGGAACUCCGCCUUACAUCCUCCCCAUUUUGGAGUCUGUGGCAUUUCUUCCUUUUAACUCCCACAUUAGCACAACAGAUGAAGAACGAAAACAAGAGGAAAUAGACUACCACAAUCACUUGAAGGAUCAGUGGAGAGAGGAAGCAGGUGAAGAUGCUGUAUUCGAUCCUGCAUUGACUCAUAAUGCAUACGGUACCACGAUACAAUCGUAUCACCGCAUGUUUCUGUGGGAGCCCAUUCCUCUAGCAAUGGUCAAACACGUCAGUCCUACUCCAUUGAUGAUUAUAACUCCAGAGUUGGACCAAAUUUCAGACCCAGCCCACCAGACAGCAGUAUUCGAAUCCUUACAAGGGCCCAAGAGACAGAUGAUCGCUCCUGGAAGGGAGCACCUCUACGUGCUCAAUGGACCCGAUAUGCCAAUUUUGGUGAAAUGGCAGACCGAAUUUAUCUGGCAGGUAGCAAGAGGACGCUUUAAAGGCGCUACUGGGAAGACGCCGAUCGAAAACGCAAAUAUUGUUGCUGUGAAUGGGUCUAGCGAAGUCGCCGCUUGA